Hyposmocoma kahamanoa is the source of this 775-nucleotide messenger RNA. RefSeq names its product cholecystokinin receptor-like (gene NGR-A9). Gene Ontology annotation, biological process: neuropeptide signaling pathway. Gene Ontology annotation, cellular component: membrane. The record is from RefSeq and is a predicted model, not a curated record. The coding region runs from base 66 to 572 and encodes 168 amino acids. NCBI's taxonomy places the organism in Eukaryota, Metazoa, Arthropoda, Insecta, Lepidoptera, Cosmopterigidae. The transcript has 7 exons. Gene Ontology annotation, molecular function: neuropeptide receptor activity.
UUUUACAAAACAAUUCAACCGAAAUUUGCCUCAAGAACACCUGGCCUACUAAAAAAUGUAUUAAGAUGGACUCAGAGCACAGGGUGGACGAUAAGAAUCCACAGAGUUACUGUCCACACUCGGACAUCGAGUUUCGACAUGUCGUCCGAUCAACUCACAUCGACAAGAGCAUCGAAGCUAAACGAAAAGUAAUAAGGAUGCUUUUCGUUAUUAUCCUCGAAUUUUUCGUCUGCUGGACACCUCUUCAUGUUAUAAAUACAAUCUACUUGUUCUACCCUGAAGAACUGUACCAGUACAUCGGUUCGAAAGGCAUUGUCUCUCUCCAGCUGCUUGCAUAUUGCUCGUCCUGCUGCAAUCCUAUCACAUACUGCUUCAUGAACCGCAAAUUCAGGCAGGCUUUCAUCAGUCUUAUCAAGGGUUGCAAGUUGUUCAGAAAAUGCUUCUCAAAAAAGCUGGAGUCCAAACAAGUGACACCACCUCCUAGCAGCCAGGACGUGACCGCUUGCGUGGUCAGGGGCAGCCAGACUGGACGCACAGAACUGGACGGACUAGAAGGGGAGGAUUGUGUUUAGCAGCAGCUCACAAAGCACUACGCUGGCAAGCGGCUCGCACUCGGCACUGCCCACCGCCGUUCUCGCCCGACACGGCACCCAGGUCAUCGAAACAGGAGAAAAGGGAAGCCAAUUCCUCUAUCGUAUCACAUGGGCGAGAAAUGGACAGAAAAGCGCACAACCACUUUAUGAAUAACUUUAACACUGCAAGCAAGCCAACUAGU